AUGGCGCACCUCCGCCCACCGCCGCUCCUCCUGACGAAGCGCCUGACCUCCUUCCUCCAACUCAACCUCUCCGAGAAAAUAACGACCCUCCUCCUCCUCAGCCAAGACGGCAAGCUGCUGGCAUACGCCUCCCAGCCGCCCAUCCCCGUCGCCACCCUGCGCACCCACGGCACCGUCGCCGCGAGCCUGUAUACCAUCCACAGCAACGGCGCCGACCAAGAUACCAUAGAUGCCGCCCUGCCACCCGGCAGCAGGGCGAGGAGGACGAGCAGGAGUAGUAGCAAUAGCAAGGGCCCACUGGCCGUGACGAUCCAACUGGAGAGUGGCACCGUGCUAGUGAUACGGCGGUUGAAGUGUGGGAUGCUGUUUGUGUGCUUGGGCCCGCCGGCAGAUCACGACACUCAGGGGAGCAGGCCGGGCACGCAACACCAACAGCAGCAGCAUGUACAGGCAGGCCAACAAACACAGCAGCAGCAGCAGCAGCAACAACAACAACAACAACCAACAACAUCACAGCACAACCUACAGCCCCCACCCGCAGCAGACGAAGCCGCAGCAAACGGCCACACGCCGACGUCGAGCCCCCCGCCGGCGCAUUCGUCGACGUCCUCCGCAGCCCAGCAGCACCACCACCUGGGCUCGCCCCCCGAGACGGCCAGCAUCCACAGCGCCGCCACGGGCGCAUCCAACACCACCACCGGCAGCAGCUCCACCGUCUUCGGCGCCGGCACCGCCGGCGUCGUGGCCACGAGGCGGCACGCCGAGGAGCUGGCGCGGUGGCUGGACGACAAGCUGGGCACGCUGGAGGUGCCGGAUGAUGGGCUGACGGGGGUUGUGGGCAUGCUGGGGACGCAGCGGGAGGCACUGCGUCGCGGGAAGCCGCUUUCAGGCCUCGCGGGCGCGUUAUUGGCAGAGGGAGCCUUUGAAUGGGCUCAUCACGCCAAGCAGAUGGCUUCGCUCCGACAGCGUGCGCGUUACAAUCACCAAGGCGCAGCCGAACAUCACAAAGACCUCCAGAAGGGGGUUCCCGCCAUCUCGACAUGA
Molecule: messenger RNA, 1044 nt
Organism: Diaporthe amygdali
Lineage: Eukaryota; Fungi; Ascomycota; Sordariomycetes; Diaporthales; Diaporthaceae
Exons: 3
Coding region: 1-1044 (347 amino acids)
Source: RefSeq, a predicted model, not a curated record